UCUAAUUGCUAUGCAUGCUGGUGGCUUCUUGAACUCAGCUAUUGAUUUAAAAAAAGCUGGUUCGAAAACUACCUUCAUCACCAACCUUUAUAGUUUUAUAUAUAUCCAACCCUAGAAAAACUUUCAUUCUUUUGAAGCAAAGCUCAAAACCUUGUACACAUAAAAGAUUCUACAGUCACAGUAUUUAUUUGCAUGCUGUGUUUACUUUUUUGUCUUAUCGCAACCCGUUUCUGAUUAAGCUGCUGUAUGUAGGGAAAAAAGAAGAAGAAGAAGCUAAUUUAUUGAGUAGAAUAAAGAUGAUGGAAAAUGGCAAAGUGCAGUUUGGAUUUGAAGAGUUAAAAGUCGGGGAAGCAAAGGGUAAGAUUCAGAAAAUGGAGAGUGUGAAGAAUAUGGGAGUAGGAGGGGUAAAAGUGGAAAAAUGGAAGAGUUUGGUAAUUGGAUGGAUUAAAACAGAGAAGCUUAAAAGCACGAUAAUUGCUCAGUCAAGUUUAACCAGGUUGCAGCUUUGGACACUUGGAGCUGCCACUCUGUUGCUGCUUUGUGUUUGUUUGGUGCAACUGAGUGCUCUUAGCCAGGAAAUAAAGCCAAGGCUUUUGAUGUUUCAAUUUUCUCAUCAACAUAUUAAUGAUAAUCCCUCUCUUGAAACAAGAGAAUAUGUGAACAACGGAUAUCUAAUGGUUUCAGCCAAUGGAGGAUUGAAUCAAAUGCGAGCUGGUAUUUGUGACAUGGUAGUCAUUGCAAGAUAUUUGAAUCUCACACUUAUCGUUCCUGAAUUGGAUAAUACUUCCUUUUGGAAUGAUCGCAGUCAGUUCGAGGAUAUAUUCGAUGUGGAUUACUUCAUCUCUUCAUUGAAAGACCAAGUCCGGAUAUUGAAAUAUCUUCCUCCUACACAGCAUCGAUCGUUUCUAUAUUCCAUGCCACCACGUAGCUGGUCUAACAUGUCCUUCUAUUACGACAUUGUUCUCCCACGCAUAAAAAAGAAUCAAGUCCUCCAUUUCACUAAAACCGAUACAAGGCUUGCCAACAAUGGACUCCCUAUAGAGGUUCAGCGACUGCGCUGCAGAGUAAAUUAUCAAGCUCUCAGAUUCACUUCCCCUAUUGAAGAACUUGGCAAGAAGAUUGUUCGGCUUUUGAGACAAAAGGGUCCUUUCCUAGUUCUUCAUCUAAGAUACGAAAUGGACAUGUUAGCAUUUUCCGGUUGCACCGAAGGUUGCAACAGCAGAGAAGUUGAGCAAUUAACUAGUAUGAGAUAUGCAUAUCCAUGGUGGAAAGAGAAGGAAAUAGAUUCGGUAAAGAAAAGAAAGGCUGGGGGUUGCCCUUUAACCCCAGAGGAAACUGCACUUGCAUUGAGGGCAUUGGAUAUAGAUCCAAGUAUCCAAAUUUAUAUAGCAGCUGGUGAUAUAUAUGGUGGAGAAAGAAGAAUGGCAUCUCUGAGAUUAGCUUUUCCACAUAUUGUUACAAAGGAAACGUUACUAAAAUUUUCGGAUCUUCAGCCCUUCAAGAACCAUUCAAACCAAAUGGCUGCACUGGAUUAUAUAGUGGCAUUAGAAAGUGAUAAUUUUGUUCCUUCUUAUGGAGGAAACAUGGCAAAUGUAGUCGAAGGCCACAGACGAUACUUGGGGUUCAAGACCACAAUUCGUCUGGACAGAAAGCUUUUAGUGUACCUAAUAGACCAAUAUAAGAAUGGAACACUGAGCUGGGAUGAAUUUUCCCAAGCAGUGAAAACGGGUCAUGCGGAUCGAAUGGGUAACCCGACCCAGAGAUUGGAGAUUCCUGGAAAACCUAAAGAAGAAGAGUAUUUCUAUCGCAAUCCUCAGGAAUGUUUGCCACCAAUCACUCGAAGAAUAAUUUCAAAAUCAUCGUAAUAUGGAUAUAGGAUCAUGGAUUACGGAUCAUGGAUAUGGGCUAACAGCUUGUUGUUAAGAUUUUGUCAUCUGGGUUAUCUAUAAAGAAACGAUGUUGCAUCAUUCAUUCAUGUUGCUUUAAUUUUAAUUUUCGUAAAACGAUCAUUCAUUUUCGUAA
This is a messenger RNA of Ziziphus jujuba (common jujube), 2022 nucleotides long. Its product is annotated as rhamnogalacturonan I rhamnosyltransferase 1-like. The record is from RefSeq and is a predicted model, not a curated record. Gene Ontology annotation, cellular component: cytoplasm. The coding region runs from base 297 to 1865 and encodes 522 amino acids. NCBI's taxonomy places the organism in Eukaryota, Viridiplantae, Streptophyta, Magnoliopsida, Rosales, Rhamnaceae. The transcript is spliced from 8 exons.